Molecule: messenger RNA, 1785 nt
Organism: Topomyia yanbarensis
Lineage: Eukaryota; Metazoa; Arthropoda; Insecta; Diptera; Culicidae
Gene: d4
Product: zinc finger protein DPF3
Exons: 2
Coding region: 67-1368 (433 amino acids)
Biological process (GO): nervous system development
Cellular component (GO): nBAF complex
Source: RefSeq, a predicted model, not a curated record
AACAUCCCUGGGAGUUUUAUAAAUGUAAAGUCAAAAGAAGAGAUUCAACAAAAUAAAACAAACGCGAUGGCGUCCAUCAACUCGAUGAAUUUCCAUGAAAUCAAUAUUCAAAGUUUGGAGAAAAUUGAAAACUUUUUGAAUAACUCCGCGUACAAAGAAGUGAUCGAAAAUAGUGAGACUUUUAACACUAGAUUGUGUAUUGAAAGACGGUUAAGGAUGCCGUUUUUAGAUCCUCAAACGGGUGUCGCACAGUAUCAUUCCACUUUGUUUAUGAAAGCACGGCAGCGGAUUCCGGGAUUGAAAGAUGGUCAGGUUUAUAGCUACCCUGCUUCCCGAUGGAGAAAAUCCCGUCGGCAGUAUUUGUUGCAAAAACAACAACCACCUUUCCCGACGUACACGCACCGACCGUUUGGUCAUUUGCAAAGCACAUACGAUUCAGAAAAUUCGAAUUUGGAUUCGGCUACCCCUUCUCUUAUAGAGGGUGAAAGUAAAGAUCACAAAGAGGAUCCAGGUAAGGAUUGGUUUUAUGACGAAAUGGAUAUGCAUGAAAUGGAGUCCUAUGAUGAUCACGAUUUGCCUGAUUCUGACUGUGAUUUCGAAGAAAGCUACAGCAGUCGGAAAAAGAAAGGUAAAAAUAGUAAGAGCGGAUCAAGUUCUGGAAAAAGUAAAUCCAACCCAAUUGAUCCCAAUACACCGCGUAGAGGGCGUGGAGCUGGUCGGGGUCGUGGGAGAAAAUCUCAAGGUGUUGGAGAUAGUCCCAGCCCUAAGGAAGCUGGAGAGAACGUUAAGAAAAAUCGUACACAAACACUCCCUUACUUAACCCCACAAACAAGCUCAUCUCCUUUAACGGUUCCGCCAGAGGAACCUCCAAUGCCAGUAUUGAUACCGGAAUCAAAAGUUGUUGAGGAACAUGAGGAGAAGCUUCCAAUCAAACCUGGCACAUCUAUGAACAAUAUUCCACCACUUAUCGUUUCUAGUGCUAUAGCGCCUGUUCCUGGUUCACCACAGGAAAAAGGUAGGGCAAUUCCUUCGCCGUACUGUGAUUUUUGUCUUGGUGAUGCACGUGAAAAUAAAAAAACAUUCGAACCCGAGGAACUUGUAUCAUGCUCAGAUUGUGGCCGCUCUGGACAUCCUACUUGUUUGCAGUUCACUGCCAACAUGAUUAUUUCUGUUCGCAAAUACCGUUGGCAGUGUAUUGAGUGCAAGUAUUGUACAAUUUGUGGUACAUCUGAUAACGACGAUCAGCUGUUGUUCUGUGACGAUUGUGACCGAGGAUACCACAUGUAUUGUUUGUCGCCUCCGUUGAUUUCGCCACCAGAGGGUUCUUGGAGCUGCAAACUAUGCACAGAAGAAUUUCAUAAGAAGUAAAAUAUACCAGAGCAUAAUUAAAACUAGGCUGUCGUGUAUGUGUUAUUUUUAGGAUGGAUCAUCAUCAUUGCAUGUUGAACAUUGCCAGAAUUCGUACAACUGCUUAUAUGCAAAAUAUGCUGACAACAAUGAGUAAGAUAUAAUACCGAUCCUAGUAAGACUAAAACAUAAACACUUAAUAUUGCACAAUUAUACUGUGUAACCUAAAAUAUUUCGAUGCAAACUUUAUAAAUCUCAUACAUAUAUAUAUUCAAGACAAUUAGAAGCUUAUGCCCUUUUCGUUUUCGACGUAAGACUACACCCAUGUAACUCUGUCGCUCAAACACGAAUGCAAUAGGUCUAUUUUUUCUCGAUGCACUUGUGGAGUAACACUCUGGAAACGAAAACGACAUUAGUAAAUAAAGCGAUCAAUUUGAA